This is a messenger RNA of Penicillium bovifimosum, 1230 nucleotides long. Its product is annotated as putative RNA polymerase II Elongator complex associated protein Kti12. The transcript has 3 exons. The record is from RefSeq and is a predicted model, not a curated record. Lineage: Eukaryota; Fungi; Ascomycota; Eurotiomycetes; Eurotiales; Aspergillaceae. The coding region runs from base 1 to 1230 and encodes 409 amino acids.
AUGCCGCUCAUUGUCCUGACGGGAUAUCCAUGCUCCGGUCUUACCUAUCGCGCAAAUCAGCUCGCAUCCCUGCUUGAGAAACACCAAGAUGAAGUGUUUGCAGCAGCUGAAGCAGGCGCCCAGGUCUCAUUGAAGUCCCGAUACAAGGUCCACGUUGUCGCCUCACAUGAUUCCUCCCAUCCACGGAUCGUCUACGACCAUGCCCGCACCGAGAAAGAGGCGCGUGGCGUCGCCUACGCAAGAGCGAAGCGCGUGCUCAAGCGGGACAGCAUCGUCAUUCUAGACGGAAUGAACUAUAUCAAAGGAUGGAGGUACCAGCUGUGGUGUGAGGCGAAAGCUGCGCAAACUACAUGCUGCGUGGUUCACGUCGGAACACCCGUCGACCAGUGUGUCGCCAACAACGACGCCCGAUUACGCCGAGACGCCAGAAAGAAAACAGACGCACAGCCGUCCGAGACCCAUGAUACACCCGCAUUCGACUCCACAGCCACCGAGGACACCGAGGAAGCCUACCCACCCGAACUACUCAACAACCUCAUCUUCCGAUACGAAGAACCCAGCACCCACAGCCGCUGGGACAAGCCUCUGUUCACAGUCCCCUGGGACGACCCCGAACCACCGGUAGCCGACAUCUUCGCCGCCCUGACCGGCGUAGUCCUCCCGACAACAGAAACCCCCACCGAAACCGCCCUUCCAAGCCUAGCCGACGCCCUCGCAUCAACCACCCUCUCUGACGCCGCCAGCACGGCAACGGGAACUCGCGGCGGCGGACGCACAGGUCUCUCGAACCGUGCGCGGAUCGUCCCACACCAAGCAACCGUGCAAGCGGUAGCCACAGACCCGAACGCGAUGUACGCAAUGGAGAAGCGCACGUCGGCAGUAGUGACAGCCAUCCGCAAUUUCACGCAGAGCUGCCCAUCUGCCGAAGUUGCCCUUGCGCAGAGUAAGCGCCGAGAUGCAAUCGCUAUUGACGUCCCGGAGGUCAAAGUGGCUGUGCUCGUCCCUUCACAUAUUGCCAUGUCUGGGACGACGGACGAGCUUGCUGGUGCGGGUGGGAUUUUGGCGUUGCCGCGGCUGCAGAGGCUGCGGAGACAGUGGAUUAGCUUGAACAGAGCGUAUAUUGGUCGGGGGCAUGGUGCCUCUAGUGGUACGCUGACGGCUGAUCAGAUUGGGGACGCGUUUGUGCGGUUCCUCAAUGCGGAGAUCUCGGGAGAGGUUGCUGAAGAGUAG